Messenger RNA from Salvia splendens (bonfire salvia), 1143 nucleotides. Its product is annotated as F-box only protein 6. Bases 1 to 1143 code for a protein of 380 amino acids. The record is from RefSeq and is a predicted model, not a curated record. Gene Ontology annotation, molecular function: protein binding. The transcript has a single exon. Lineage: Eukaryota; Viridiplantae; Streptophyta; Magnoliopsida; Lamiales; Lamiaceae.
AUGGUUGAAUCUAGAGCCUCAAAGAAAGGUAGAAAGGGGCGAGUUAGUGAAAUUGGAAAAGCAGAUGAAAUCAUGGAAAAUGAGAUCUGGAAAGAUUUUCCUGAGGAUCUGUUUGAAGGUGUACUAGCAAGGUUUUUCCGGUUCCGUUCAGUUUGUAGGGAGUGGAAUUCAUUGCUUACUUCUGAAAGCUUCUCCCAGCAAUGUGGCCAAGUAAAGCAUGCUAAGCCUUGGUUCUAUGCCAUCACCUUCGAUAACACAUAUACGGGAACGGGAGCAAUGUACGAUCCUUCAUCGAACAAGUGGCACCAUCCAACUGUCCCUGCUUUGCCAACCAAAGCAGCCCUAUUUCCAAUGGCAUCAGCUGGAGGUCUCAUCUGCUUAGUUGACUUCAGCCACAGAAGCUUCUACGUGUGUAACCCUCUGACAAGGUCAUUCAAGGAGUUGCCAGAGAGGUCUGUGAAGCUGUUGUGGGAUGAUGCAGCUAUAGGGAUGACGCAGACGCCGAAUGGUGGGUAUAAGAUCCUUUGUGUUGGUAGUGAAGGGGGCUACCAAGUGUACGACUCUGCAAAUAACUUUUGGAUUAGUCCAGGAAGCAUGCCCCCGAGUAUCAAGCUUCCACUAGGGAUCACGUUGUUCACGUGUGGGGUGGUUGCAAUUGAGGGGAGGCUGUAUUUCAUGCGGUCAAAGCCGGACGGGCUCCUGUCGUAUGAGGUGGACACCGGGAUGUGGAGGCAGUACGUAGUACCCAUUCCUCCUCACCAGACUCUGUAUGAUUGUGCAUUGGUGGAGAGCGGGGGCAGGAUCAUGCUGGUGGGGCUGCUGAAGGAGGAUGCAGCGUCAUGCGAAUGUGUAUGCGUAUGGGAGUUGGGGAUGACGACUCUGCAGUGGAAGGAAGUCGACAGAAUGCCAAACAUGUGGUGCUUGGAGUUUUAUGGAAAGAAGAAUGUUAGUAUGAGCUGUCUGGGUAACAAAGACUUGCUUAUGCUAUCUCUUGAUACAACUUGCCACAUGGAUCAACUUUUUAUGUACGAUCUAUCCACCCAGGAAUGGCUCAAGCGCCCUGGCUGUGUGCUGCCGACCAUCUGCACCCGGAAGACCCGAUGGAUUGCCUAUGGCACUGCUUGUUUGACUGCAAUCCCUUAG